Molecule: messenger RNA, 1254 nt
Organism: Trichobilharzia regenti
Lineage: Eukaryota; Metazoa; Platyhelminthes; Trematoda; Strigeidida; Schistosomatidae
Source: the annotation of a GenBank genome assembly
AUGGUUGACAUUGCUAAUAGCCUACUUUCACAAUUUCCUAAUCCUGAACACCCAUACAUAGCUCACAGUAUCGCAUCUCAUUGGAAAGCGUGUCAAGCCUGGAGUUUAUAUUAUCUCUCAGAAAAAAUCAAUAACACACUGAAAUUUCGUCUUGGUAAAAAACACUCUGAUCAUAUUCAAUGGGAACCAAACUGUCCUAUAGUUUAUGCUACCAUCAGGGAAUUCACCGAUUGGAUAAACGAUGAAGUAAAGGAUGCGAGUAAUCCCUUUGCGAAAUAUCCUAAAGAAUUAUGGUGGGCUUACGCAGAUUACAUAUAUAUGUCCCAAUUGGAUGAAUUUCAAGCAUUAAUCAAUGAUUUAGCCUUUCAGCAGUUAUUUCCAUUUUUACCGAGUGAUAUAAUCAAACCAACAUUUUGGCUUGGAUCAUCUAGAGCGCAUACUAUAUGUCAUCGUGAUACAUAUGGGGUUAAUUUAGUUGUACAAAUCAACGGGACAAAACGUUGGCUAUUAUUCCCUCCAUCAGAUAAUCUGUAUAUGUAUGAAUCUCGAAUCCCGUUAGAAGAAUCAACCGUGUUCAGUAAAGUGAAUUUCCCAGUGCCAAACUUUAAAAAAUAUCCUCUUUUAACGAAAGCAACACCUUAUUGUGUCACAUUACAUCCAGGCGAUAUACUUUAUGUUCCAAGGCAUUGGUGGCAUUUUGUUGAAUCCACGACUACGACGACGACCACCACCACCUCCUCCUCGAAUUACACAUGUUCAGUCAAUUUAUGGAUUGAUCAACCUUCAUUAGAUAAUAGAAUACGUUUUAAAGAAGGACUUACUCAACUAGUUGGGUUUUCAUUACUGUCGAAUUGUUGUAAUCGAUCUGUUGUCUCUAAAGAUGUUUUACACCCUACUGAAUUAAAAGCUUUUGAAACGGAAUCAUGGUUUAAAGAGUUACUUGAUCAAUUAGGAUUAAUUUAUGGUGAGAAUUCUUUCAAAUUAUGUAAUGGAAACAAAGAAGAAGAAGAGGGGAAAGGCGUAAAACGGUCGAAAAUUUAUCCAACAAUCGAUUGGAAACCUUUAAUAUCAGAAAAGUUGGAUAAUCUAUUUCCAUAUUUAAAAGAAAUGAAACCAACGGAAGCAGAGGACUUCGCAUCCUCCAAUAACAUGACAAUAAAUCGACUUUCUAUUGAACAGAUUCUUAAUGCAUUUAUGAAACCAGAUGUUAUUGACUUGGUAGCUAAACACUUAGAAAAUGAUGUUAUCGAGUGA